Akanthomyces muscarius is the source of this 861-nucleotide messenger RNA. RefSeq lists its product as uncharacterized. NCBI's taxonomy places the organism in Eukaryota, Fungi, Ascomycota, Sordariomycetes, Hypocreales, Cordycipitaceae. The record is from RefSeq and is a predicted model, not a curated record. The transcript is spliced from 3 exons. Gene Ontology annotation, biological process: formaldehyde catabolic process. Gene Ontology annotation, molecular function: S-formylglutathione hydrolase activity. Bases 1 to 861 code for a protein of 286 amino acids. Gene Ontology annotation, cellular component: cytosol.
AUGGCCUUUACGACAAACGCCACCAUCGCCGUCUUUGGCGGGCGCCUGCUCAAGCUCACCCACCAGUCCACCACGACCGGCACGCCCAUGAGCCUCAACCUCUUCAUCCCGGCCUCGGCCUCGGCCUCGUCGCCCGCGCCCGUGCUGCUGUACCUCUCGGGCCUGACGUGCACGCCCGACAACGUCACCGAAAAGGGCUUCCUGCAGGCCUACGCCCUGCCGCUCGGCCUCGCGCUCCUCUACCCGGACACGUCGCCGCGCGGGCUCGACCUCCCCGGCGAGGACGAUGCGUGGGACUUUGGCAGCGCCGCCUCCUUCUACAUUGACUCGACCAAGGCGCCGUACGACGCAAACUACAAGAUGGAGACGUACGUGACGCAGGAGCUGCCCGCGGCCGUCUUCGGGGAGUUCAAGGAGCUGGACGCGCAGCGCGUCUCCAUCUCGGGCCACUCCAUGGGCGGCCACGGCGCGCUGACGCUCUUCCUCAAGAACCCCGGCAAGUACAAGACGGUCAGCGCGUUUGCGCCCAUUGCCAACCCAAGCCAGUGCCCCUGGGGCACCAAGGCGUUUAGCGGCUACCUCGGCGAUGAGGACAAGGACGAGUGGAAGAAGCACGACGCCACGGAGCUGAUCAAGGGCUGGAAGGGCGACUUUCCGUGCUUGAUUGAUGUUGGCCUCGGCGAUCCAUUCUAUAAAAAGGGUGAGCUUCUCCCGGAAAACUUUGAAAAGGCCGUCAAGGAAGCCGGCAUCAGCGGCGCAACCGUCCGAUACCAGAAAGACUACGACCACUCCUACUUCUUCGUGCAGACCUUUGCUGAAGAUCACAUCAAGCAUGCCGCCAAGGCUCUUGGCUUGCUGUAA